Messenger RNA from Ctenocephalides felis (cat flea), 883 nucleotides. Its product is annotated as histone chaperone asf1-like. Gene Ontology annotation, biological process: DNA replication-dependent chromatin assembly. The transcript is spliced from 4 exons. Lineage: Eukaryota; Metazoa; Arthropoda; Insecta; Siphonaptera; Pulicidae. The record is from RefSeq and is a predicted model, not a curated record. Gene Ontology annotation, cellular component: nucleus. The coding region runs from base 132 to 761 and encodes 209 amino acids. Gene Ontology annotation, molecular function: histone binding.
UCAUUGCCGAAUUAGUCAACUAUAAUUUUCUAGGUUGACGUUUUGUUUGAUUUUAAUACAAAAGUCGAACAAAAUCGUAUACAUUCAUCUCUUCGUGGAAAGUAGAAUAUUUUAUUUCAAUCUCGACGAUAAUGGCGAAAAUUCAAUUAACCGAUGUUCGAGUUCUAGACAAUCCAAGCGCAUUCUUGAAUCCAUUUCAAUUCGAACUUACUUUUGAAUGUAUAGAGGAAUUGAAAGAAGAUUUGGAGUGGAAAAUGAUUUAUGUCGGAUCUGCAGAGACCGAAGAGCACGAUCAGGUUUUAGAUACCAUUUAUGUUGGACCUAUUCCAGAAGGUCGACAUAUGUUUGUGUUUCAAGCAGAUCCUCCAGAUGUUACUCGCAUUCCCGAAAAGGAUGCUGUGGGUGUCACAGUAGUACUUCUAACCUGUAGCUAUAGGAACCAAGAGUUUAUUCGAGUUGGGUAUUUCAUAAACAAUGACUAUAAUGAAAGUGAACAAGAACUCCGAGAGACACCACCUGCAAUUCCUCAAUAUGAUAAAAUAGUACGUAAUAUAUUAGAAACUCAACCUAGAGUAACUAGAUUCCAAAUUAAUUGGGAUGACAAUUCUACAAAUGGUUGUGAAAAUCCUAAUGCAUUUCCUGAAAGUGAUGUUUGUGACAAUAUCACUAUGGAUAGUUCAACUACAGAUGACACCUUACAAAUGAGUGCAAGCGUUGGAUUUAAUGAAAACUCUAACUCUAUUGCAGCAAUGGAGUGCUAGAAUAAUUAUUGGAUAAUUAGAUUUUAAUUACUUUUGAACUGAAUUUUAUCAGGAUUUUAAUACAAGUGGAUCUUGUGAAACAUAUUUAUAUAAGACUUAAUAACAAGAACUAAUUUAGAUGU